Molecule: messenger RNA, 690 nt
Organism: Parastagonospora nodorum SN15
Lineage: Eukaryota; Fungi; Ascomycota; Dothideomycetes; Pleosporales; Phaeosphaeriaceae
Exons: 1
Coding region: 1-690 (229 amino acids)
Biological process (GO): protein geranylgeranylation
Cellular component (GO): Rab-protein geranylgeranyltransferase complex; cytoplasm
Molecular function (GO): Rab geranylgeranyltransferase activity
Source: RefSeq, a predicted model, not a curated record
AUGGGUGAAGAAGCUGCGUACAAGCUUUGGUCCGGUGAACUGCAAUUGAUCAACAAGAUGUUGCACGCCGACAGCCGUAAUUUUCAUGCUUGGGGCUAUAGGCGUUUCGUUGUCUCGCAAAUCGAACGCCUGUCCACAGCUUCCGCAAACCAGACUUACAGCCUAGCCGAGUCAGAAUUCGAGUACACAACCAAGCUGAUCAAGACCAACCUGUCCAACUUCUCGGCCUGGCAUAACCGCAGCCAACUCAUUCCUGAGAUCCUCAAAGAGCGCAAUGCCGAUGCGAAGGCACGCCGCAUUUUCCUUGGCAAAGAGCUGUCCCUUAUGUGCGAAGCCAUCAACACCGAUCCAUUCGACCAGUCUAUCUGGUUCUACCACCAGUAUCUGCUGUCCACCUUAUCACCAUCCUGUCCACCACACCAACUUAUUGUCCAUGACCUGACCAACGGCGAGCGCCAGAAGUACUAUGAGCAUGAAAUUGAAUAUAUCAAGGAGAUAUUGGAGGACGAGUCGGACUGCAAGUGGAUAUACGAGGGCUUGCUGAGGCUAGCGGAGGCGUAUAUAGAGGUAGACGCAGGGACAGGUUCUGUGACUACGAGGGAUAUGGGCGCCUGGCUCGAGGAGUUGAAACGUCUAGAUCCAUUGCGACGGGGGCGCUGGGAGGAUCUAGGACGGAGGCUGAAUCUGUAA